GCGAUAUUUGAAACACAGAUCUAAUUUCCGGGCAAAUGAGUGAGUCUGUUUCUGUCGACUGCUCGCAAAUUCUUGAAUUACCUAUGUGACACAGCCAUUAUUUCUUUUCUAUCUCUCUGUUUAGUCGGAUUAAUUAAUUUUUUUUUAAAACCCCAAAAACAAAGAUUAUUCUGGUUUCCGUUUCAAUACCGAUGUUUCUGCAAGACGUCCGUGCCUCCGCGCUGCCUCUCAUUCAUCCGGCAGAGGAGACGAGCCCGCGUCCGAGGAUACAAUGAAGCAGUGUGUCCUAGUCCGAGACAAUGCAGCAAGAUGCUACGAGAGGACGAUACUGUUUCUCACAAGAUCGGGGACAUUUUUGCUCGAUUGCAGAGAGAGACCAGCUAAAGAAUGAAGCUUUAGCAUCUGCAUGACAAGCUAUGACCAGCAACAGAGACUAGACUCUAGACAUCCAAGUACAAAGCCAGGACUCAAGAAUGAAGACCAAAUAUGCAAUCGUCUUCAUCUGUAUCGUUGCCCUGGUCAUCAUCGAGAAGGAAAGCAAUAUCCUGUCAAGGGUCUCUGAUAAGCUGAUCCAGAGGCAGACUCCUCAGCAGACCCCAACGACUCCACUGAAUUACAGCAACCCAACACAAAAUGGCUCCUUGACGGUGCUCAAAAUGCUGCUUUCUAAACUCACCAGUACCAAAGGGAAUUACUCAAAUUUCUCUGAGGAACAGGCGGAGGAUGAAGUGGAUGACCUGGGCACAUACAGCUACAGCAAUGGCCGUAAGCACAUAUUACUCUUGGCCACCACACGAACAGGUUCCUCAUUUGUGGGGGAGUUUUUCAACCAGCACGGGGAGAAUAUGUUCUACCUGUUUGAGCCCUUGUGGCAUGUGGAGCGCAUGCUGACCAUGGCCGCAGAGGCAAACAAUGGGACAGUGUUGGCAGGAAUCUACCGGGAUGUACUCCAGGGGCUCUUCUUGUGCGAUUUCUCUCCUCUUGAGAAGUUCAUCUCUCCCCCACCUCUGGACCACGUCACCCCGGCUCUUUUUCGAAGAGAGUCUAGUUUAUCGCUCUGCGAAGAACCUGUCUGCACUCCUGUGAUCAAAGAUGUUUUUGAGAGGUAUCACUGUAAGACUCGUCGCUGUGGGCCGCUGAAUUUGACCCUGGCAUCUGAAUCCUGCCUUUCCAAGCAACACCAUGCCAUUAAGACUGUCCGUGUGCGCCAGCUGGACACAUUGCGGCCUUUGGUGGACGACCCUCGCUUGGAUGUGAGAGUGAUCCAGCUAGUCCGAGAUCCACGGGCCAUCUUAGCAUCCCGCAUGGUGGCUUUCUCCUCCAAGUACCAGACGUGGAAGGCCUGGGCGCAGGACGGCCAAGUGCCUGAAGAUGACGAGGAGGUGAAGAGGCUCAAAGGAAACUGUGACCAAAUUAGGAUGUCUGCAGAGGUGGGACUGAGCCGACCUCGCUGGCUGAGGAACCGCUAUAUGUUAGUUCGUUAUGAGGAUAUUGCCCGCUACCCUAUGCAGAAGGCAGAGGAAAUGUACAGGUUCACAGGGAUUCCAUUUAGUCCCCAAGCUAGGAAGUGGAUUCUGAGGAACACCCAGACCACACAGGAAGCUAGCGGGAUUUACUCCACCCAGAAGAACUCAUCAGAGCAGGCAGAGAAGUGGAGGUUUAGCAUUCCCUUUACACUUGCUCAGGUAGUGCAGAGAGUGUGUGGACCCACCAUGAAGCUGUUUGGGUACAGGUUUGUGGAUGACGAAAAGACACUGAUGAAUAAGUCCAUGAGUUUGCUUGAGGAAAGAUUGUUUCACUAGUUUUAAAGUCAUACAUGUAGCUGUGAAUAUGCAGAACUCUGCACGCGACGGAUGGGAGCCAUUAGAAGCCAUUAUUGCACACACCAAAACUAGUAAGCAACGGUGCCAUAAAAGACUAAAUGUUUUACUGGUGACAGUAUUUGGGCCCUACAGUAAUAAUUAUACUCACCAAUGAUGUGCCUCAUUGUAACAAUGAAGAGCCACUUGAUAAAGAAAAGUAUUUAUUUGCAUACCGUGUUCACUGAGGAGCUUGGUACUUAAGCUUUAUGUCAUGCUCUGUGUUUCAUUUAUAUGAAAUAAGCAUAGAUGUCAAGCCUGACAGAUUGCCUGAGAUUAAUAUGUAAGAUUUUAUUGAUAGUUGAUUAUGUUUAGAUCAUCAGGGAUAAACUACAGUGAAAGUGAUGUGUAUGUGUUUUGUUUGUGUGUGUGUGUAUGUGUGUGGAAGAGUGUGUGUUUCUGCUCAUAUGGUUAAUGAAGCUAGUGCUUAAUUCUGCCUUGUUCAACCUGGCUUGUAUUUUAAUAGAUCCGCACUAGACUAGGCAACUGAUAUGAUAACUUUAGAUUAGACCUGAUGUGCGCUGAUAGGGCUUUACAUAACUGACUCAGGUGAAGUGAAUGUUGCAUUGCAUUUUGUGGUGUCUUCAUGAGGAGUAUUCAUAUCCUCUCAACAGUAUACCAUGUGAAAAUAUACAAUACUCUCUGAUGUCUUUAACCAAAUGCCAUUUAAAGCAUUUCUCUUGUGAAAGAAAGAAAUAUACUUUACCUCAGAUACCUUAAUGUGUCUUCAACAUUCAACAAGUGCUGUUUUUCCCCAGUAGCCAUAGUUGUAGUAAUGGAUUUCCCAGUGCUGCUUCUCGGCCUCUAAGUAAACAGGCAGUUUGGGUGUCAUUUUACAAAAGCAGCGUCUCUGGUAAUAACCUGCCGCUUCUGUCGGCAGGCUGCUCAGAAUGACAAGGUGAGAGCUGAUCUGUGUAUGUCAGACAAGUGUGCUCACGGUCACACACGUUUUUUUUUUUUAAUUACUUCCCAUCUUAAAGAAAUAAAACCACCAGAAAAAAGGAAGACAUACAAAAUUCACUUACAAGUUGUGAGAUUCUCGUAUGUUGAUUGUUUUGGUGACAAAUAUAUACAAAGUACGUAUGUAGCUGCAUUAAUGUGGUCUAUCGCUCUCAGUGAGACCCAGGUGCUGCUUCAUUAACUGUCACUCUUGACCGUAUAUAAAGGUAUCCACUGUGACUCUAGUUCAAUAGCAGCAUUGUGUUCAACUUGGCUGAGGCACUGCUGAGACUGCAGUGCCGCUUACGGAAAAGGGGGUAUGCAUUAGAGGUACGUAUAGAAGAGGGCUUAUACUACGUUAGUGUUGAAAACAUGAAUAUGAAUACUCAGAGGCCAUCAGCUGCCCAGAUUCAGUACUGAAGUAUUUAAAAAAAAAAGAAAAGAAGAAGAAAAGAAUGCUGUGAAAUACAAGUGCAACUGAAACAAUGGGUGUAGCAGAGUAUGCAUUCAACAAAUCAGAUACACAGAAUGGCAAUAAUAAUGUGAAAGCAGUACGGUUUUGCAGUUAUUCCUUUGGCAUAAAGAUAAACAGGUAUGUUUGACUGUAAAAAGUUGGUUGUCGGACCGUCAUAGAGAAAUGAUUGUCGUAUUCAAUUAAAUUUUUUCAUGGUGGAAAAAGUAUCAAGUUAAGUCUCAAGUCUUGUCAAAGGAUCCAAAAUAAAACCAUCAAGUCAAGUCACA
Molecule: messenger RNA, 3539 nt
Organism: Seriola dumerili (greater amberjack)
Lineage: Eukaryota; Metazoa; Chordata; Actinopteri; Carangiformes; Carangidae
Gene: chst3a
Product: carbohydrate sulfotransferase 3-like
Exons: 4
Coding region: 474-1802 (442 amino acids)
Biological process (GO): carbohydrate metabolic process; N-acetylglucosamine metabolic process
Cellular component (GO): Golgi membrane
Molecular function (GO): N-acetylglucosamine 6-O-sulfotransferase activity; chondroitin 6-sulfotransferase activity
Source: RefSeq, a predicted model, not a curated record